Molecule: messenger RNA, 778 nt
Organism: Aplosporella prunicola CBS 121167
Lineage: Eukaryota; Fungi; Ascomycota; Dothideomycetes; Botryosphaeriales; Aplosporellaceae
Exons: 3
Coding region: 161-523 (120 amino acids)
Source: RefSeq, a predicted model, not a curated record
CGCGUGGGAACCAAGGGGACCCAAAGGACUAUAAAGAGGACGUCGUCCCUCGGAUUCUCAAUUCAUUAUCAGCACACAGCAUCUUCUCUAGUCUUCACUUCACUUCCAAACCAGCCAGCUCAUUCUCUGCUUCUUUAGCAAUCCCACCAAAACAAUCAAAAUGAAGUUCACCGGUGCCAUCACUGCCUUCGCCAUUGUCGCUGCCGUCGCCGCCGCUCCCGGUGGCCUCGAGGCACGCACCGACAAGAUUGGCAGCAGUGCCAGCACCUGCUCUACUGGCUCUACCAGCCUGAAGUGCUGCAACACUUCCGCCCAGUCCUGCAGCAACCUCAACAAUGGCGCUAUUGAGAAGGCUGGUCUCGGCGGCCUCCUCAACCUCCUCAGCGGCAUUCUCCCGCUCGACCUCCUGAGCAACGCCCAGUUGACCCUCCUCAGCAAGAACGGCUGCGACAGCAACAGCCAGGUUGCUUGCUGCUCUGGCGCCUCCCUCGUCAACGUUUGCAGCCCCAUUAACGUCCUGUAAAUGCCUCGAUGCACAGUUGCUUCGUCUCCGAAGCAGUUGAGUAGCUGGCUGGUCAUUUUGCCCUUCUAGCCUUCAUAUUUUCAGUUACUGGUUUUGGCCUGCUAUGCGCUAGCCGUUCAUUCCUUUAAUAACCUGUAGUCUUUUCUUGAAUGUACGGAGGACGCGUAUACUUGGUCCUUGGGGAGCGGUGGAGGAUGUAGCGUAGUUUGCUUCUUGUCUGCUUAAUGCAACUUGCAUUGGGCCCAUAUCUCUGAU